CUCCGUUGCUCUCUCCCUCUUCUCUCCCUCUUCAGCUUUGGAGUUUGAAAAGAAUUCCAGAAAGAAAUAAUAAACUAAGUCUCUCUUUGUGCAAUUAGUGGCACUGCAUGUGCUCAGAGAAUCACACUGAAUUUUGCUAAUAUAUCCCACUGUCCAUCCAUUAUACUCUCACUAUAUCUACAUAUAAAACCACUCCCUUCUCAUUGUUACUCCCUCUCCCUUCUUCUCUUUUUUCUUUUCCCAUUUUGAACAACUUGGGUUUUGUAUCUCUUUCAUUCUUGAUUCAUAGAAAUGGGUGAAGAAGCUAAACAGGAACAAGCUAAGGCAGAGGCUAAGCCAGGGGAGAAGAAAGAAGAGAAAGCAGAGGAGAAGAAGGAAGAGAAGGCACAGGAGAAGAAGGAAGAAGAGCCUAAGCCACCAGCUCCGUUUGUCUUGUACGUGGACUUGCAUUGUGCUGGAUGUGCCAAGAAGAUUGAGAAGUCCAUCAUGAAAAUUAGAGGAGUGGAAGGGGUUGAGAUGGACAUGGCUAAAAAUGAAGUGACUAUAAAGGGGAUAGUGGAGCCUCAAGCGGUGUGCACGAAAAUUAUGAAAAAAACUAAGAGAAAAGCAAAAGUCUUAUCCCCAUUACCAGCAUCCGAGGGUGAACCCAUUCCAGAAGUUGUUAUUUCACAGGCUGGUGAAUUAAAAACAGUGGAGCUCAAUGUAAACAUGCACUGCGAGGCCUGUGCUGAGGAACUUAAGAGGAAGAUACUGAAAAUGAGAGGAGUCCAAACAGCCGUGACUGAGCUUAGCACUGGUAAGGUCGUGGUGACAGGGACAAUGAACGAAAACAAGCUUGUAGAUUAUGUUUAUAGGCGCACCAAAAAGCAAGCUCGAAUUGUACCACAACCCGUGCCUGAACCAGAGAAGAAAGAAGAAAACAAAGAAGGUGAGAAGCCAGCAGCAGAGGAAGCAAAACCAGAAGAAAAGAAAGAAGAAGAAAAACCACCAGAAGAAGCUAAGAAAGAAGAGGGUGACAAGGGUGGUAACAAGGGUGAAAGUAAUGAGAACAAAGGUGGUGGUGGUGAGGAAAAGAAGGAAGAGGCCAACAAGGAAGGUGAAGAAAUUGUUGUCAUCAACAAUAAUAUUUAUGAGGAAGGUAUGAAGAGAAUGAUGUACUAUUACCAGCCAGAUAUUGAUGAGGAAGGUAUGAAGAGAAUGAUGUACUAUUACCAGCCAGUCUAUGUGAUUGAACGAAUCCCACCUCCUCAGCUCUUCAGUGAUGAGAAUCCAAAUGCAUGUUGCAUUUCAUAACAAUUUGAUCAAAUUAUUAUGUGAUCAAAAAAAUGUUAUUAUAAUGUGAAUUGUCCAAUAGCUUCUAGCACUGCUCGUGAUGAGAGAAUUUUAUAGAGAUGUUUGGUGUAAGGUGUCAAAUGGAAUUAGAUCGAAAGUGAUGAAUAAUAAUUUAAUCAUUCUCUGUA
Molecule: messenger RNA, 1460 nt
Organism: Quercus lobata
Lineage: Eukaryota; Viridiplantae; Streptophyta; Magnoliopsida; Fagales; Fagaceae
Product: Heavy metal transport/detoxification superfamily protein
Exons: 5
Coding region: 292-1293 (333 amino acids)
Molecular function (GO): metal ion binding
Source: RefSeq, a predicted model, not a curated record